AUGAUGCAAGAGUCGGGGACAGAGGUGACAAACGGAACAGCCAAUCAGAACGGCGCCCCACCUAGUGUGGAGGGACACAGAGAAGUUCGAUCCAAGAGCGCCACUCCUUCCUCUGACAUCACAGCAUCUGACCUCGUCAACUUCCAGCAGCAGCAGGCCUUACAAGUUGCACGACAGAUCCUUCUCCAACAUCAACAGCAAAGCAGUGCCCACAAGUCCCCAAAAAACAAUGACAAGAAACCUCCACCACAGGUCCCAGUUUCUGUUGCUAUGAUGACACCACAGGUCAUAACUCCUCAGCAGAUGCAGCAGAUCCUCCAACACCAAGUUCUGAGCCCACAGCAGCUCCAGCUGUUACUGCAGCAGCAACAAGCACUGAUGUUACAGCAGCAGCAACUCCAGGAGUUCUACAAGAAACAGCAAGAACAACUCCACCUUCAGUUCAUCCAGCAGCAGCAUGGCAGCAAACAGCAGAAUAAAGAGGUGUCUGCGCAGCAGUUGGCGUUCCAGCAACAGCUGCUCCAGGUUCAGCAGCUCCAGCAGCAGCAUCUCCUGAGCCUGCAGAGACAAGGCCUGCUGUCCAUUCAGCCCAACCAGACUCUGCCCCUGCACUCCCUCACUCAGGGCAUGAUUCCAGCCGAACUGCAGCAGCUGUGGAAGGAGGUGACAAACAACCAUGUGAAGGAGGAGAUCAGCGCGACUAAUAACGGUCACCGGGGUCUGGACCUGUCGUCUCCCUCCCCCGUUCCCCCCAAAAACCACAACCAGCAUGCAUCCACCAACGGCCAGUACAUCAGCCACUCGCUCAAGAGAGAGGGAUCAUCGUUGGAUGAUCAUUCUCCUCACAGUCACCCUCUCUAUGGCCAUGGAGUCUGCAAAUGGCCAGGAUGUGAAGCUGUGUUUGAAGACUAUCAGUCAUUCCUGAAACAUCUGAAUAAUGAACAUGCCUUGGAUGACAGGAGCACGGCUCAGUGCAGGGUACAGAUGCAAGUAGUUCAACAGCUGGAACUGCAGUUAACGAAAGACAAAGAGCGUCUCCAAGCAAUGAUGACUCAUCUUCAUGUGAAGUCUACAGAGCCCAAACCUGCCCCACAGCCACUGAACCUGGUCUCUAACGUCACCCUGUCCAAGACGGCUCCUGAGGCUUCGCCGCCCCUAAGUCUGCCCCAAACGCCUACUACCCCGACGGCCCCCCUCACACCGCUCUCACAAACCCACUCCGUUAUCACCCCCACCAGCCUGCACAGUGUCGGUCCCAUGCGCAGACGCUACUCGGACAAGUACAUCAUGCCCAUAUCUCCAGAUAUUGUCCAGAACAAAGAGUUCUACAUGAAUGCUGAAGUACGACCUCCUUUCACAUAUGCUUCGCUAAUAAGACAGGCAAUACUAGAGUCGCCAGAAAAACAGCUAACACUAAACGAGAUCUACAACUGGUUCACGCGAAUGUUUGCAUAUUUCAGACGCAAUGCAGCAACAUGGAAGGGUGCCGUGCGCACCAAUCUCUCCCUGCAUAAAUGUUUUGUAAGAGUUGAGGAUGACUUUGGGUCCUUUUGGACCGUAGACGAAGAAGAGUUUAAACGCGGUCGCCACAUACAACGAGGUCGCCCCAGGAAGCACGCGGCUGACGAAAGCUGUGACGAGCUGCUUGUUCAAAGUCCAGCUCUAGUAAAGAACAUCCAUACCACUUUGGGAUAUGGCCCCGCUCUUUCUGCAGCCUUCCAGGCUUCAAUGGCAGAGAACAACAUACCUCUAUACACUACCGCUUCCAUCGGAAGUCCCACUCUUAACUCGCUUGCCAGAGCCAUCCGAGAUGAAAUGAAUGGGGCCAUGGACCACGGGAACAGCAACGGUAGUGACAGCAGCCCUGGACGCUCACCCCUGCCAGCUAUGCAUCAUAUCAGCGUAAAAGAGGAGCCACUGGACCCCGAGGAGCUCGAAGGUCCCCUUUCCCUUGUGACCACAGCCAAUCACAGUCCAGACUUUGACCACAACAGAGAUUAUGAGGAUGACCACGAUCACGAGGACAUGCUGUAAGCCUGGUUUCACCCAGGUCCUCUGCUGAAAAGGCCAUACUAACUGCGGUCACCUGUGAGACCACUCCAGAAAUAGCGAGCCCAAGACUGGAUUCCCAAUCCUCUUGCUGACAGCUAUUAAAAUGUUCCAAUUUACUCUUAGUGCCAUUAAAUACGAAACAAAAUACGAGAUAAGAAAAUCUAUUCCAUUUGGAAGUAUUUUUGAUUUGUUUCUACUUUUCGGUUUAAAGACGAGAAACGUACGGUUCUACUCAUCGCCUGAUGAAGAGUCGUUUGGUACUGGGGCCUGCUUUUACUUCCUUUUGGCAUAAGUGUCACUGAGACCAGAGCGGACAUGAAAACACAGCUGAGAUAGACUCAUUAAUAAACACUGAUCACAAACUCUCACACACACAAAUCAUAAGCGCUCUGAUGAGCGUGCAACUCACAGUGUGCGUGUACGUAUUUGACUUCGUUCUCGAAAGGACCGUUCCCCCAAAAAUGAAAACUCUGUCAUCAUUUACUCACCCUUAUGUGGUUCCGAACCCAUAUGACAUUCUUUCUUCCAUGAAACACAAAAUGAUUCGUUUUGAAGGGUAUACUUUGUUGCUUUUUCAUAUAAUCAGUAUAAUGAGAGUGAAUGUUCUCCCUGACUUCAUGAGAGAAGUAGGGUUGUCUGAACUGUGAGCGAAUCACUUCAGAUCAAGUCAGAUCUUUUUAGUGAAGUAGUUGAUGAAGUACAAAAGCAACUGAUUCUUGACUUCAACUCACUGAUCAGUGAUCUGCUCAUGGCUCAAAGAAAGGGAAGGUUUUCAGUGAAUGGUGACUUGCUGUAGAUUUUGGAUUCUUAGUUUCUUACCAGGAAUUAAGGAAAACGAUAUGGAACCCCUUUAUGAUGCUUUUAUGUCGCGCCACUUCUCAUUAAUUGUAACUGCAUGAAAAAGAGCAGCUGGCACACUCUUUAAAAAUGUCUUAUUAUGUGUUUUAUGGAUAAAAGGAAAGUCAUACAGCAUUUUGAAUAAAUGGCAAAAUGUUCUUUUUUUUUUAAGUGCACUAUUCCUUUCAAAUUUGCUGUCAUCACAGCUGGAGGAUAUCUGUCUGGUGUUUUGAGGGUUCCUGGGCAAAUAAUUUAAACGUAGUGUCUUCUCAUCACUCUGUGCUGUUAGCUAUAUAUGGUUUUUUGUUGGGUUUGUUUGUUUUGGUAACUGAUCAGACCUCAUGAAUAAUGGCGUGGAGUUAUGGCAUGCUUAGCACUGGAUGAAUGUUAAGGCUUCUCAUGCUCUCUUUUUUCCUUCUUUCUUUCCUUUACGAAAUUGAAACAGAAUGUCACAUUACCUUGUAGUAUUUUUCUGUCAUUUGUUGCAAGCAUUUCGGAUCACUGCUUUGCAGUCACAUUGCCCUUGCAUGCAGACACACAAACACACACACACACACUCUUUCUCGCUCAUGAAGUCCAUCUGCAAAUGCACUACUCGUAAUGAAGGCUCCCUCUCCACGCACCAAUGAAGUUUAAUUUUCACGUGGAAUGAAUGACAGAGAAAUCAACGCAGGUUCACGUUUAUCGUUGUGAAAUUAUACUUUCAAAAUCCCCUUUUGUGGUGAUGCAUGUUAGCAUCAAAUCGCUGAUCGAAACCAUCAUCUGUACUGCAAAAUGAAAAGUAAAAAAAAAUUGAAAUAAGCACCAGGGAGAGGAUUGUUAGACAAAAGCUAAUUGUGAUUCCUGAACGUUAUUGUCGGCGUAUAUGAAACUUUUUGCCUUUUUAUUCAACUCUUGUCUAAAAAGACUUUAAACUGCAUUCCUCUAGUUUCAAUAUCGGUCUCGCCACAUCAAUGAUAAGCUCAGUCUCUGUUUUUAGUUACAUGAUAAUACUUACACACGGGAUAAAUGUUAAAGGGAUUAUAAACCGAGGCUGACGGCACAGCCAUGACCACUGAGCAUUACGGCACUGGGGCAGCCCACUCUGACCAUUCGCUUCUUGCCACAUCAACUUGGCUGUUCCAACGCAGGCCAUUUGAAUCCAGGAAGCAGCUCCGAAUUGGAAGCUGCUGUCACUGGCUAGUUUUGAUUCAAAUUUCGGGACUGCGCAAGGUUGAGAACAGACUUUAGAUUAGGCUUCUACAAAUCAUACUGACUGCGUUUUGUUUUGUUUUUUCGAAUGACUGCAAUCAACCACUUUCUGUGUUCUUAUUUAUUACUUCCAAUUCAAUUGUCAUCUUUGUGUUUUUUUUUUUGUUUGUUUUUUUACUUAUGUUGAUGUUUAUGUGUCUUAUCUGUGACUACCAAAGAUACAAGAUACUACAAGUUGAUAUAUUCUAUGUUCCAUGCAAUAGCUAAACGAAAGGCCAAAUAUCCUUAUAGUGUUCCCCGCACUGGCAGGACGCAAUGUCUUUUACUGUGUCUGGCUUAUGUUGAAGAAGAAGAAAAAAAGCCAAAGGGUUGUUCGAUGGGCAGCUGUAUGUCUUUGCCUGUGACCAAAAUAGUAGAGGAGAGGCAGAGAUCAAGACCAACACACGACCAAAUCAAAGCUAUGUUGUCUCUGGGCCAAUGAAAAGGAAAAAAGGGAGUGUUCUAUCAGGAAAUGAUGGCUAUAAAGGAGAAGGAUAUGGAUGAAAGAGUUUAGGACUGUGUUCAGUGUCGUCACAGGAAAUUUCAAUCCAGGAGGAGGGGAAAACAUUUGCAUAACACAAUGUGAAUUGAACUUCAAACUGGUCCACACAAUGAUGAGUUUCAUUUGUUCUCGUACUUUAGAUUGUUUUUUUUUUUUUUUAAUUCUUUGAAAAAAUUGUAUGCCACUUACAUUGUAAAUUUGAAACGAGAUUCCCAAUGUCCUUUUGUUAACCUUGGCAAUGCUCUAUGAUUGUGUUUUUUUUGUGUCUGUCAAUUUAUUAAAUUUUAUAUUAAAAAACACUCCUGUCAACCAA
Carassius auratus (goldfish) is the source of this 4934-nucleotide messenger RNA. Its product is annotated as forkhead box protein P1-B-like. Gene Ontology annotation, cellular component: nucleus. The record is from RefSeq and is a predicted model, not a curated record. Gene Ontology annotation, biological process: regulation of transcription by RNA polymerase II. Gene Ontology annotation, molecular function: RNA polymerase II cis-regulatory region sequence-specific DNA binding; DNA-binding transcription repressor activity, RNA polymerase II-specific. The coding region runs from base 1 to 2034 and encodes 677 amino acids. The transcript has 16 exons. NCBI's taxonomy places the organism in Eukaryota, Metazoa, Chordata, Actinopteri, Cypriniformes, Cyprinidae.